GGGAGUUAUUCGUCAAUUCACCCAUCCAAAAGACGGAAUGGCCUUUCUCCGCAACCCUAACCCUAGGAUUUAUAAGGCCUUCCCUUCUCCCUAAACCCAAAACCCUGACCCCAGGGACGCCUCCCUUCUUUCUCCCUCCCAAAGGAAAGAUUUACCGGACGCAUUCUCUGCUCUUUCCAAAGAAUGGCAAACCCCAAAGUAUUCUUUGAUAUACUGAUUGGAAGGGCAAAAGCCGGUCGCAUUUUGAUGGAGCUGUUUGCCGAUGUCACCCCUAAAACUGCUGAGAAUUUCCGGUGUCUCUGCACCGGAGAGAAGGGGAUCGGGAGAUCGGGCAAGCCAUUGCACUACAAGGGCUCCACCUUCCAUCGCAUCAUCCCCAACUUCAUGUGCCAGGGUGGGGACUUCACCAGGGGCAAUGGAACUGGUGGUGAAUCCAUCUAUGGCCUCAAGUUUGAGGAUGAGAACUUCAAGAAGAAGCACACCGGUCCAGGGGUGCUAUCCAUGGCCAAUGCUGGUCCCAACACGAAUGGAUCCCAGUUCUUCAUCUGCACCGAAAAGACUGCAUGGCUCGAUGGGAAGCAUGUGGUGUUUGGGAAGGUUAUCGAUGGCUACAGCGUGGUGCAGGCAAUGGAGAAGGUGGGUUCUGAAGGUGGGAGGACUUCUUCGCCGGUGGUGAUCGAAGAUUGCGGACAGAUCACAGAAAACUGAUUUGUCUUUGUAAAGACUGUUAUGUUGUGUGGGGUUACUGAAUUAUGUAAUAUGAUUUGGCCUGUAGCUUGGCAUCUUAUUGUUUUUGAUUAAGGUAUCUCGAGAGUGAUUUGAAGACGCUCGGAAGUUUGAGGAGCCAAUAUUUUGAACACAACAACUAGAUUGUUAUAAAAAAAUAUUUUGAAUUUUCUCA
Molecule: messenger RNA, 901 nt
Organism: Elaeis guineensis (African oil palm)
Lineage: Eukaryota; Viridiplantae; Streptophyta; Magnoliopsida; Arecales; Arecaceae
Product: peptidyl-prolyl cis-trans isomerase CYP19-3
Biological process (GO): protein folding; protein peptidyl-prolyl isomerization
Cellular component (GO): cytoplasm
Molecular function (GO): peptidyl-prolyl cis-trans isomerase activity; cyclosporin A binding
Source: RefSeq, a predicted model, not a curated record